AGUAGGGGUCUAGUAGCGUGACGUCAUGUCCGGAUCGAAAUCCGGUAUUGGUUCACGUACUAUUAUUACCAAACGUCAAAAACAGAAAUGGCGGCAAGAAGUGAGAAGGGGAAAUUUGUGAAAGCAUCGCGAUUUAAACAAAUUCAUGCUCUGCGGAAGGGAUGUGUUAAUUAUUGGAAAACAUCAGAUGAAGAAAAGUUGAAAGAAACGAUUGAAAGGCCUGUGAUAACCGGUAUAACCCCCCUUGAUGAUCAUAUUUACGUCGAUAAUGUGGCCCGUGAUGUUGUUCAGGAAGAAAUAGUUUCGCCUUCGGCAAACGUAACAAGCAGAAGUGAUUGGAGAGACGGUAGGAGAAUUGUUGAACUCGAUGUAAUAGCGAAAAACCUGGAAGAAUGUAGGAGAUGUGGGCAGCCUUUACAUUUAUCCGACUGUGUCGGAAAAACACGAUUUGGACUGGCACAAAUUCCACAAGUGCAGUGCCGAUACAGUGAGUGUCGCCUAGUAAACGAUGUCCCUACCGGCAAGAAACAUCAAACGGAAAAAGGUGGAAAGGCGUGGGAUAUAAAUACAAAGUUAGCAGCAGGAAUGAUCAAUAGUGGGUUAGGGGAGACGCAUCUAAAUACAUUCUUAGCUGUAUUGAACGUUCCCGGAAUUUCCAAACAAGGACUGAAGGAAAGGGAAAGAGAAGUUGGCAACACAUUGAAGAAGAUGGCAGAAGAAAGUUGUCAAGCCAUUCUCUUGGAGGAGGUUGAAAAGAGUGAUGGUAAUUUAACAGUAAGCUUCGAUGGUGCAUGGCAGAAAAGGGGAACCGGGCGUUCCUAUAAUAGUCUUACAGGACAUGCAAGUUUGAUUGGCGAGAAGACGAAGAAAUGUUUGGGAUACUCUGUGAAGUCUAAGAAAUGCAGAAUAUGCGACUCUGCAAAGCAGAAAAAUGUUCCUGUUCGGAAGCACAAUUGCUCACGAAAUUGGUCAGGAUCUGCAAAAGCCAUGGAGCCAGCAAUGGCAUGUGAGAUGGUGCAAAACAUAAUGGAUCAGGGUGAAAAGAUGGAGACGCUAGUUAUGGAUAAUGAUUCGACAACCAUAGCCAGAUUGAGGACAACAGUAGAUCCAGACAUCAAGAAAAAAGCCGAUAGCAACCACACGAAAAAAGGAUUUACCGGAAGCCUUGUUGAAAUGAGCAGUAUUCAUAAAGUAUUAAAAAAUGUCAAAGUGAGAACUCACAUAGAAAGAUGUUUUAUGUAUUGUGUUCGACAGGCAGCUGAAAAUUCUGAAAAAUUGGCCAGUGACUUGAAGAAAAUUGUUCCACAUUUAUAUGGUGACCAUUCCACAUGUGGCACAUGGUGCAAAAGUGAGAGUACUGAUUACAAGCCAAAGAAUUUGCCAUAUGGUAAACCUUUAACAAGUGAGCCUUUGAGAUUAGACCUAGAGAAGCUGUUUCAAAAGUAUGCUGGGAAGGCAAGCGAAUUGGUGUCCAUGGGAUCGACUCAAGUCAAUGAAAAUUUUAACCACAUGGUUUCCAGCAAGGCGCCUAAAAGAUUGUUUUAUGGAGGUUCAGACAGUCUGCAAAAUAGAGUGUCUGCAACUGUCUGUCAGAAAAAUGAGGGGUAUAGUUAUAUAGCAGAGGUGAAUAAGAGAUUGUCAAUGUCUCCUGGGAGAUAUACCAUCAAACGUUCCAGGAUUCUGCAAAGUAAACUCAAGUGGAAACGGUUACAACAAGCAAAGCGGAGCACAAAAAGGAGACGUUUAGAGCUCAAGUCAGAAAGGUCUACAAAAGAUGCAACACAGUCUGUUCUUGAAGCUGACAUGUACUGCAGUAGAAUUGGAAUGAAGGAGAACAUUGAUUUGGAGGACAUUUCCUUACCCCAACCAGUGGAACUGCCAAGUGACAGCAACUCCUAUGUAUUGUUUGACCUAGAAACCACUGGAUUAGCCAGAACAUCUGAUAUUGUUCAGAUUGCAGCAGUGUGUGGAGAUAGAGAGUUCAACAAGUAUGUGACACCUCAGUCCCCAAUAAGUCUUGAUGCAUCCUCAGCAACCGGACUGACUUUUGUUGGUGGAGUGCUGAAGCAUAAUGGCAGAGUGGUUGAACAUGAAGAACCCUUUGAAGGACUUCAGCAGUUUGUAGAAUUUGUUAAGACUGUUGAUUGUAAACCUGUUUUGGUUGGCCACAAUAUACAAAACUUUGAUCUACCAAUUUUGAUUAUUCAGCUAGUCAAAUAUGAAUUAUUUGAUAGUUUUGCAAGCUCUGUCAGUGGUUUUAUUGAUACCUUGAAAGUUGCAAAGGGGUCUUUUAGCAAAAAGGAUGUUGAAAACUUUAAACAAAUUACUCUUGUGAGUAAAUUUGUUGGAAAACAUUAUGAAGCACAUAAUGCUAUUGCUGAUGUGAAGGCGCUGAAGGAACUUUUUGAAGUGAAGUUGUUGACAUUAUGUAAUGCUUCUGAUGUGUUUACUUUGAAUUACUACACCAUUAAGAAAUCUUUAGAACCUCUUGUUAAGGCAAAAGUUUUAUCUUCCAUGAUUUCGAAGAAGCUGAUUGCAAAUUCUCUCAGUUUGUCAAAGUUGGAGAUAAUUCAUAAGAGGGAUCCACAUAAUGGGUUACGAAAUGUUUUUUGCGAACCAUUAUCCGGUUCAAAGCAGCCACGAAUAUCGAAGUCAAUGAAUGUUAUCAACAAAUUAGUUGAUUACUUGAAUAGCUGUGCAUGAUAACGGACUGUAAUGGAAUUUUUUCUUUUGAAGGACAUUGUGCAUACCACAUGUAUGGUAUUUAUGUUAACAGAUCACAACUUUCAUAGAUGCCUCGUUAUGUUAAUAUAUGCAUUAAUGUACAGUGGUAUUGCUCAUUUUGGGUGGAUUUGUACUGUUUUUACAUUUACCUGGAUGUUUUUAAAUUUAGUAAAAUGAAUACAACACUCAGUCACUUAUAUUUGAGAAGACUAUGGCUCCAAUCUUCUUUCCAUUUUUUGUCAUCUAAUUCACACAUAAAACCAGAGGUACAUAUUUAUUUGUUUAAUUGAUAUACAGGGGUAUUACGUUAAAAUUAUCUGUAAAUUAAAAAAAAUUCAUGAUAUGCGAUAAUGCACUUGUGGAAUUAAAUAAAACAGUUCUGCACUUGUUAUAUAUUUGUUAUCUUGUUAUAUAUUUGUUAUCUUCUAUUAUGUGAAAAUCAUUUUCAAAAUGGCUAUUUUGGCCAAAAAAUGUAAAUAUAAAUUGAGAUGCUGUGAAAAUAUUAUGCUGAGAAAGGGCAGAUUUUUUAAAUGUAUUUUAACAAGCAUUCAUAUAUGAACAUAAUAUGUGAGUUUGAAUGAAAAAUCACAAGUCAAAUUUUUAAAAUAUUCAUAUUAGUGGUGUUGCAGUGCCGUAUUUUUGACUGCCGAGGGCCUGUAUUGAGUUCAAUUUUGUACCACCAUUAUUAAAAAACAUGAAACUAU
This is a messenger RNA of Ostrea edulis (European flat oyster), 3428 nucleotides long. Its product is annotated as DNA polymerase III PolC-type-like. Gene Ontology annotation, molecular function: nucleic acid binding; 3'-5'-DNA exonuclease activity. Gene Ontology annotation, cellular component: cytoplasm. NCBI's taxonomy places the organism in Eukaryota, Metazoa, Mollusca, Bivalvia, Ostreida, Ostreidae. The transcript is spliced from 10 exons. Gene Ontology annotation, biological process: DNA catabolic process. The record is from RefSeq and is a predicted model, not a curated record. Bases 88 to 2703 code for a protein of 871 amino acids.